Cavia porcellus (domestic guinea pig) is the source of this 1632-nucleotide messenger RNA. It is a transcript of the gene Oc90, whose product is annotated as otoconin 90. NCBI's taxonomy places the organism in Eukaryota, Metazoa, Chordata, Mammalia, Rodentia, Caviidae. The record is from RefSeq and is a predicted model, not a curated record. The coding region runs from base 1 to 1446 and encodes 481 amino acids. Gene Ontology annotation, molecular function: calcium ion binding; phospholipid binding. Gene Ontology annotation, biological process: lipid catabolic process; phospholipid metabolic process; arachidonate secretion. The transcript has 13 exons.
AUGGAUGGGAGGUCAAGGGAACAAGCAAUGAGUUGUCCACUGUCCCCUGGAUUGGAAGAAGAAGUGAGGAAGGAUUUGUACGUGGUGGUAAGUGAUAUCACAUUCUUCAGUGGGAUGUUCAAGAAUGUGGAAAGUGUGGCUGAAAUAUUUGACUGCCUGGGCCCCCAUUUCAGCUGGCUGCAGGCUGUCUUCACCAAUUUCCCUCUGCUGCUCCAAUUCGUGAACGGCAUGCAGUGUGUGGCUGGUCUUUGCCCGCGGGACUUCGAGGACUAUGGCUGUGCCUGCAGGUUUGAGAUGGAAGGACAGCCCGUGGAUGAAUCUGACAGCUGCUGCUUCCAGCAUCGCCGGUGCUAUGAGGAGGCUGCCGAGAGGGACUGUCUCCAAGACCCCGCCAAGCUCAGCGCAGACGUUGACUGUGUCAGCAAGAAGAUAACAUGUACGUCCACAAACCCAUGUGAGCACCUGCUGUGUACUUGUGACCAGGCUGCCAUAGAGUGCUUGGCUCGGUCCAGCAUUAACUUCUCCCUGAAUCUGCUGGAUCCCUCCCUCUGCCUGGAUCAGACUCCAGAGACAACCAGCCAGAAAGAGCUGGUGACACUGCUGCCUGGAGGGGUUCCUGCAGAACCCACGGACACCAUCCUAACAGUGCACUCAGGAGAAGCGGGCAGUGAGAUCAGAGCUGAGAGACCGACCACCCUUAUGAGGACAAAACCUAGGCAGGAUCUGGAAGGCCUGGAAGCUGCGAGGACCACACCCGCUCCAGGGUCUGCAGAGACUGAUACCACAGCUAAGGCUGUAACCCUUAUUCCUGCUGGCAGUAAUGCUUCAGGACUGGCGGUGUCAUCCACAGAAAGCAGUCCUGUGGAGACAACUGGCAGAGUCUGUGACAGAUCCACCUUUCUGCAUGUGGGAAGAGAGGAUGACACACACGUGAUGGUGCAGCUGGGAGAGAUGCUCUUCUGUCUGACAUCUCGGUGUCCAGAGGAGUUUGAAUCUUACGGAUGUUACUGCGGGCAAGAAGGGGGAGGAGAGCCAAAGGACGUCCUGGACAGGUGCUGUCUGUCCCAUCAUUGCUGCCUGGAGCAGGUGAGAAGGCUGGGCUGCCUGCCAGAGAGACGUCCUCGGUCCACAGUGCUGUGUGUGGACCGAACACCCAAGUGUGUGGGGCAGAGCCUGUGCGAGAAGCUGCUCUGUGCCUGUGACCAGACAGCGGCCGAGUGCAUGGCCUCUGCCUCCUUUAACCAAAGUCUGAAGUCACUAGAUGAACACCAGUGCCAGGGCAAGCAGAAGUCAUGUGAGGACAGCGUGCUGGGAGGGCGCUCAGUCUCUUCUGUUGGCUCCAGCUCCGAGGAGACCAGUGAGGAGGCCACAGAAGGCGUCAGAAGGCGCAGAUCUCUGAGACAGCAACUUGGUCCCUCGGUGGCCAGGCUGCCUCAUGGAAGUUAGAUGAACUUCCCACAGAGCAUGGCAAACACACCCUACAGUUCUGCUCUGCAGUCCUCUCUGUCCACUCAGAGACAGAGCAGGAGAUUGCCGGCCACACAAUUCUCGUUGUGCACUGGCACCAUGAGAAGGCAGAUGGCAGGUGCUUCUGCAUGUCCUGUGUGUACUAUGGCUGUCCAAUAAAAAACC